AUGGCAAACAAGUUUGGAUUAGGGUCUUUACCUCUAGAAUCUAAAAAUCCCAUGAGUUCUACAGCGUUUAUAAACAAAGCGAAACCUUUUUUCGUGGAUCAAAUCGGAGACACCUUACAAGGGGAUAUCGAUAUGAACAAUUUCAAAAUAACUAAUUUAAAGUUUCCAGGAAACGAUAACGAUGCCGUGAACAAGAAAUAUUUACUGGAUCAAAUAAACGCAAUUCAAAUAGAUAAGGACCCUGUUGAAAAUAGAAUAUAUGACGUGAAAAGAUUCAUCAGACGAAAUAUUAAAAAUCUUGUGGACGAACCCAAACUACAACAAGAGUUAACGAGUUUGAAACGUCUUAUUCAAGUGGAUAAAACAAGUCAGUUGCAAAAUUUAAUAUCUAAAUUAGAAGAUAAGAUUACGAAGGUAAAAAUAGACGUCCAACGUUUAAUAGAUAACUCAAAUGUAAACGAGGAUAGAUUGAAACGAAAACUAACCGCUUUGGAAAGAAAACUUGGCGAAUUACUAGCAGAACUAGACAAGACCGCGGACAAAACCGAGGUACAAAAUUCGAUAUCCAAUUUGAACGAAAAGAUCGCGAAGCAAAAAUCAGAUGUUCAAGAUAUAAUUAACACACUUCCCAUUGACAAAGAUACGUUGAAACGACAAUUGUCUGCUUUGGAUACUAAAAUCACGGACGAAUUAGAAAAAGAAGUGGGUGUGAUUAAAAACUUUCUUCAAAAUAAAUUUCGAGAUGAUAUGAAAAAUUAUAUUAAAGAACAGGUCAAUCUUUUGGUAUCUAGAAUUCAUGACGAUUUUUUGAGACAAGAGAGAAAGUUGAGCAAAUUAGAAGCUAUUGUCACGGACAAAUCGUAUUAUUUCAAUUUACCAUUCGAAAGAAAAAUAAUUUUAAUGAAAGACAAUUUCCAAGAAAUAAAAAGAUCGAGAGUUGGUAGAGGAGGAACUGAUUUACUUAAAAAGAUAAAUGAAUACGAAGGCGAAAAUUGUUACAUACCUACAGAUGGUCACUGUUUUAUCAAAUGCGUCAAUCGUGUUUUAAACGAAGACUACACGAGAGAAUUUCAAGAAUACAUCAACGGGUUUUCAAAAGCAAAUAGAAAAGGAGUGAUGACAUGUGCUAGAAUGAAGGAAUUCAACACGAAAUUCAACACUUCGUUUCAAAUUUAUAAUCCCAAAAACAGACAUUUUCAUCCCAGAGACGUUCACGAUGAAUUAGAUUGGGUUUUUUACUUACACAACUUGCAUUUCUGUUUGAUUAGAAGAAGCCAAAAAAGUUUGGGUGUGGAACAGGUGUGGAAAACGUGUAGAGACGCAGUAACACAGGUUUCACCUCUCAAACUAAACGUGCUUUCAAGUAUGAGUGAUGAUGCGUUACUCGCUUGGGAUUGCGAAACGUAUUCAGAAAAAGACACGCGAAGAGCAAUUCCUUAUGCCUGCACUUUAAUUAAUUUAGAAAAACUAAGGAAAAUGUUAAACAGAAUAAAUAAUCUCUUUCCAGAUUUAAAGUCGUCAGAUCCCAUUCCAGAAGAAUUUUAUGAUAAACUAAUGAAUGUAGUAGAAAUAUUUGUAGGUACAGAUUGCAUCGAUCAAAUGUUGAAAUAUUUAGGUCAAUAUGAUAGAAAGAGAUUAAUAUUAAUUUCUCACAACGGCAGUGGAUUCGACAACUGGAUCGUGCUUAAAAAUACAAAAAAACUAACGCAUUGCCCUUUAAAAACACCCAGAGGAAUUCUAUCUUUUCCAUACACGGAUGAAGAUUUACAGAAAAAAUGGAAAAGACAGAAAGAAAUAAAGGGUAAUUAUUUACAACAUAUUAAUUUCACGUGUUCCUAUCAACACGAAUCCUCUAGUUUGGCUGCAUGGGGAAAUUCUUCCAAUCUUCCCGCGAAUUUGAGAAAGAUUGCCGACGUAGAUAUCGCUAAAUACACGCAAGACAACUGGGAGGAAUUGAGACACGAAUGGGAACCUUACGCCAAGAGAGACACUCUCUGUUUAGGAGCUUGUUUGAUAAAAUACAACCAAGUCACGAAAGAAGUUGUAAACCAGAAUAUGUCCAAUAAUCUAACGGCUCCAUCUUUAUCGGGAUGGUAUUAUUUAUAUCAUUACGAUUAA
Molecule: messenger RNA, 2118 nt
Organism: Lottia gigantea (owl limpet)
Lineage: Eukaryota; Metazoa; Mollusca; Gastropoda; Lottiidae
Exons: 2
Coding region: 1-2118 (705 amino acids)
Source: RefSeq, a predicted model, not a curated record